Messenger RNA from Ziziphus jujuba (common jujube), 1740 nucleotides. Its product is annotated as arogenate dehydratase/prephenate dehydratase 2, chloroplastic. Gene Ontology annotation, cellular component: cytoplasm; chloroplast. NCBI's taxonomy places the organism in Eukaryota, Viridiplantae, Streptophyta, Magnoliopsida, Rosales, Rhamnaceae. The transcript has 12 exons. Bases 220 to 1422 code for a protein of 400 amino acids. Gene Ontology annotation, biological process: L-phenylalanine biosynthetic process. Gene Ontology annotation, molecular function: prephenate dehydratase activity; arogenate dehydratase activity. The record is from RefSeq and is a predicted model, not a curated record.
CUAUGAAUCUAAGCGGACAAAUCCUGAUUUCUUAUUUCUUACAUGAAAAAGGAAAAUGAAAAAUAAGAAAAAUAAAAAAAAAUCCAGAUUUCUUCUAUAUUCGUGUCAACAACUGCCUCAUUUUCUCCGCCCCGUCCAGUCUUCCAACUGUAUCGCACUUGCGUCUCUCUCUCUCUCUCUCUCUCUCUUUUUAAGCAGCCGCUUUGUCAUUUCCAUUCUAUGCCUCGAAUGGCGGCGGCUUCUUUAAUAACUCGAUCACGGACGACUCAUCUUCCUCGCCACCUCACCUGUAAAGCUUCGCCGUCCGACCACACGCCCAGAAAAUUCAUAACCAUCCCCGAACCUUUUUCAAAACGGCGUCGUGGCCGUCCGGUUAUCGCCUCUCUACGCGAAGACGGCACCGGCACCGGCAACAACCGCUCCGUUGGUCGAGCUCUCGAAAUGCAGGGCGUGUUGGAGGACUUUCCUUACGACGUCGUAUCUAAGGAUUUGCAGACUCUUCCAAUGCCUUUAUCUUCGACCCAGUCCUCCAAUUCGGUGUCCGAUGAGCCUCGACUUCGUGUUGCAUACCAGGGGGUUCGUGGCGCAUACAGUGAAUCGGCUGCAGAAAAGGCGUACCCUAAUUGUGAAGCGGUGCCUUGCGAACAAUUCGAUACUGCUUUUGAAGCUGUUGAGCGGUGGCUUGUGGACAGAGCAGUUCUACCGAUUGAGAAUUCAUUAGGUGGAAGCAUCCACAGAAAUUAUGAUCUUUUACUCCGGCACAGGUUACAUAUUGUAGGGGAAGUGAAAUUUGCAGUUCGGCAUUGCUUACUAGCCAAUCAUGGUGUUAAGCUUGAAGACUUGAAAAGGGUUCUUAGUCAUCCACAGGCUCUGGCUCAAUGUGAGAACACAUUAACAAGGUUUGGUUUGGUCAGAGAAGCCGUGGAUGAUACUGCUGGUGCAGCGAAGCAUGUUGCUUUCAACAAUCUAAAAGACGUAGGAGCAGUUGCUAGCUCAGCUGCUGGAAUGAUUUAUGGUUUGGAUAUACUUGCACAAGAUAUUCAGGAUGAUUGCGAUAACGUUACACGGUUUUUAAUGCUGGCAAGAGAACCUAUUAUUCCAGGGACAGAUAGGCCAUUCAAGACAAGUAUAGUAUUUUCACUAGAGGAAGGCCCUGGAGUCCUUUUCAAGGCACUUGCUUGUUUUGCUCUUCGUGAAAUCAACCUUACAAAGAUUGAAAGCCGUCCCUUGCGGAAACAGCCCUUGAGAGCAUCUGAUGACAAUAGCAAUGGGUUCCCAAAAUACUUUGAUUAUCUUUUCUAUGUGGAUUUUGAAGCAUCUAUGGCUGACCAGCAAGCGCAGAAUGCCCUUAGAAAUCUAAAGGAGGUAGCUACAUUCUUGCGGGUGCUCGGAAGUUACCCGGUUGACACAAGUAUGAUAUGAGACCUGUAUAUCUGUGCGUAGUUUAUUUUGAGCUGUUGUGCUUUUUCCCUUUUAUAUGGAGAUCGGCUUGCUGAAACUGGGAUAAUGGAGGAAUACUCGGCUGAUUAGUUUCUAGCGCAGGUUUUUUCUCUUGCUUUAUUCUUUAUGCUCAAGAGAAGUGGUCAAGUAACACAAAAUGCUUUAAGAGUAGCUUGUGAGUUGCAUAUGUUGGUUAUUUUCCCACUUGGUUGAUGUUUUGGCCUUUUUCUCUCGGUAUUUUUUCAUGUAAUUAGUAGAACCAGUUGAUUAAUGAUUAAAAGUUUUUGUUUUUUGUUUUUA